Messenger RNA from Ictalurus punctatus (channel catfish), 1832 nucleotides. RefSeq lists its product as uncharacterized. Gene Ontology annotation, molecular function: transmembrane transporter binding; phosphatidylinositol bisphosphate binding. Lineage: Eukaryota; Metazoa; Chordata; Actinopteri; Siluriformes; Ictaluridae. The transcript is spliced from 2 exons. The record is from RefSeq and is a predicted model, not a curated record. Bases 429 to 941 code for a protein of 170 amino acids. Gene Ontology annotation, biological process: phosphatidylinositol-mediated signaling; positive regulation of cation channel activity.
UCCCCUGUUCAAAGUGAUGUUGCCAAGUGAAAAGCAAACACUGGAAAUGGAGCAGGGGCUGAGACAGGCAUGGUACUGCAGCUGGCUAAGAAAGGGACUGGAACUGCAUCAGAGGACAAAACAGAUCUAAGGCAAUGAAAAGGACUACAAUAUGAUUAGGGGCUGAGACGAGUACAAAGGCAAUGGAACGUUAUCAAAGGCCAAAAAAGAUCUGAGGCAAAGACAGGAACUGGAACUGGGAAUUGGAAUUGGAGUUGCUCUGUGCAUCGGAGACAAAACAAAUCUGAGACAUGAACAGGACUGGAAUUGGAUCUGUGGGUGAGAUUGGAUCUGGGGAUACAGGACUGGAACUAGCUGAGACUGGGACUAGAAAUACAUCAGACGUUAACCUACAUUACAAAUAGAGAUGUUGGAACUGAGACUGACUCAUGGAAAGGAGUGUAGAUCAGAGAUCAGAAGCAGGUUUUAAGACUAAACAUGUGGCUUACUUGACUAAAUCCUUGAGGCUUCCAGCCAGUUUACCGGCCAUGCCGUCAUCAUCGUCUCCUCUGGAGCUCAUCGCUCUGGCCGAGCACUCUCUCUCUAUUGCUCGUUCUCUCUCUUUCUCCCUCACUCCUGAGCCGCUCAGUCCGUACACCGAUGGCACGGUGCUCAGCCUUUCGUGGCACGCUGGAACAGCGCGUAGUACCUGCGAGCUCUACCGCAACGCCAUUGUGCUGAUCACCACUGGGGGCAGUGUGCUGAUCGGUGGCCUCGUCUUCACUGGUCUCUACUUUGCUGGAAUAUAUAAAACAUACGCCGCCAUCCUGGGCCCUGUCAUGCUCUCGUUCGGACUCAUGGUGCUUGUCAUUGGCAUAGUUCUGGUGCCCAUUACUCAGGAAAUGAGGCAAAACGCAUUUAAGAGAAUGUGCAGCUGGUAUGGAAGUCAAUACUCUGUGUAGGACAAGAAUAUAGGAUGUUCACGGGAAACUGUACAGCAUAUUCAAUUCAGUUCAAUUCACGAAGCAGCUUUACGGAAAUCUGGAUGUAGAAUAACACUCCUAAUGAACAAACCAGAGGAGACAGUGGUGAGGAAGAAACUGUGAGAGCAACCAGAACACCUCUUCUGGUUGACACCAGACAUUGGGAUUAUAAAUCAUUACCUUCCGCAGGUGUAGAAGAGUAAAGACAAACGGUACUGCAUGUGCUGAAAGGAUGUUCAGAUUUGACCUUAUUCAGAAUUGCUGACUUAAGUCUAAAAAUUACACUGAUAUUCACACUGCGUUCCUUGUAUUCAAAGUUAGGUUACAAAAAAUAUCAGGGCUAGAUAUUAAAUCCUCUAUUAAAUCCUCACUGCACACACUUAACUAUGAAUACGGCCCAUUGUGACUAAAUGUUCUGGCAUGAGCUCAGAGGACAGACUUUAUUAUUACCGCAGACACAGAGAUACACUGCUAGAAGUUCGUCCUACCUGACCGAACAACUGCACUGGAAAUAAUCACAAUAUCGUGUUCGUUCUGCGUGUAGGAGGACCACGUUUUCAUUGUAGUGCAGUAAAGUGCUGAGAGUGCCACACUAAUAGCUAUUCACAAGAACGGAAAGAGAAAUUUAAGCACAAUCAAAUAAAUGAUCAGUGCUCUGCAUGUCGAAAUCAAUACUCGGCCAUUCACAGAAACUGAUUUUGGCGUUCUAAGUGCUUCAGCUAUAGGAACUUUACUCGGAGCUCACACUAAACCGGAUGCAUCUGUCAGACCCAUGUACUGUAUAUGUAUUGCAUCACCUAUUGUUUAAAAAAAAUAAAUAAAAGUUUUAUAUAGCAUAAAAAUACCUCUUCUCAUUCUAUUCUUAGAGUU